GAAGAGGCCGCGCCUCCGACCGAUUUUUCACUGUUGAAUUUAAUGGUGCCCUUUCGCCCUCGGCACACCAUCCCCGUCUCCGACGCAUUCUCAUAUGUCCUCGUCCACGCCCAACUUUGCAUAUAUGCUCCUCUCCUGCGCCGUGGAUCAGCAUCCGACAGAAGAGAACAUCCAGUCUCUCCGAUCAAACUUCCACCUACCGCCAGAUUCCUCCUACCGACCACUGGAUCACCGUCUCUUCCAGCGGCCGCUCGCUCUACUGCACUGAACCCGACUGGCGCCGGCGCAUCCGGGCUCAAGAUCGACCGACUCUACUUUGCUGCCGUGCUGGAACUGGAAGUGUAGCAGGGGAUCGGAUGUGCAGACCAGGAACCUCGUCGACAGUGGACACGGGAUGUUCCGCGAUCGGGGUUUUCUUCUCGUGCAGCUCGCUCCUCCCGACGCCGUCGGACCGUUGGGCCGAGCUCUGGUCGGAGGACAUGGACGAGGAUGGGGAGGAGAUGCUGCGCAUGACGAUGAUGAUCAACAGUGUAACACCAAUUGAUGGCUCCGUGGAUGUUCCUGUGGACAAGGGCCAUUGCUCGCCGGUGCGUACGCCGACGAGGCCCUCUCACUCCGCCCGUGACCCACAUGGUAUCCUCGUAGACAAGUUCAGUGCCCAUGACCAUGAGAGACGACCGGGCACCGCAGAGAAAGACGAGAUUGACAAUGACAAUCACGAUGGCUACACUGCCGCAACCACAAAGCAGCAUUCUGCCCACAUGGUAAUGUGCUCUCCACCAUACUCCGUGAGGAGAGUUCGAGACCACACGAUAUACCACUGCAACAUUUGA
Messenger RNA from Hordeum vulgare subsp. vulgare (domesticated barley), 833 nucleotides. RefSeq lists its product as uncharacterized. The coding region runs from base 357 to 833 and encodes 158 amino acids. The record is from RefSeq and is a predicted model, not a curated record. The transcript has 2 exons. NCBI's taxonomy places the organism in Eukaryota, Viridiplantae, Streptophyta, Magnoliopsida, Poales, Poaceae.